CACAGCAACAGCGAGCUCUACUGAAGUGGCCCCACCAUGGGGCUGGGAUCCUGUUCCGAACUGUAGCGAAACGCAGAGAAUCGAGGUAGAAGGAGAAAGGGCACAGCCAAAACUCUGGACCCAACAACGGAGCAGAGCUCCUAAUGUCCCUCCCGUUGGCGGUGGUGAUUUGCCUGUCGGCCAUCCAGCUCUGUUUGGGAGAUCAGCCCGUGGAGGAAUCCGUCACCACAAAAAAGGUGCCUCUCCUGGGUGGCUGGUAUGAAAAGAGCCCUGAAUCCACUGAGGUUCUGGAGGCGACCCAAUAUGCUGUGAAGAUGCACAACACUCAGUCCAAGACCAAGAAGAUGUUCAAGCUGGUCUCCAUCACCAGCGCUCAAGCACAGGUGACCAACAGGAUCAGCUUUAAAAUCAAUGCUGUUCUGGGAAAAACCAAGUGUCUCAAGAGCGAUAAUGCUGACCCGAACAGUUGCAGUCUUGAGAAAAAGCAUCUGAAGUGCAAGUUUGAGGUGAAGAUCAACCCCCGCAAGAACAAACAUGAGCUGCAGGACUCCAAGUGCAGGAGAAUGCUGAAUAAGGAUUCAACUAUUUAAUCGGCUAACUUUUUUGGAGUGUGGCUAUAAAACAUUAACUCCCUUAUUGCAUUUUGAUGAAAGGGGUUUAAAAUAUUUUUCAGUGCUGGAUGUGAUUUUUGGCAAACGCAACUUGUAACAAUGACACAUCACGCUCUUAAUAAAAAAAGUUUGGAAAACGUU
Molecule: messenger RNA, 752 nt
Organism: Pungitius pungitius (ninespine stickleback)
Lineage: Eukaryota; Metazoa; Chordata; Actinopteri; Perciformes; Gasterosteidae
Exons: 5
Coding region: 144-590 (148 amino acids)
Cellular component (GO): vesicle; cytoplasm
Molecular function (GO): cysteine-type endopeptidase inhibitor activity
Source: RefSeq, a predicted model, not a curated record